GAAAUGGAGAAUUGGCCCAUUUUCUUGUAACCUGAUCAUAUAUUUUCCUAUCAACUUCUCCAUUAUUUUCAAUCUCCCAUUUCUCUGCAAUUUCACGUUUGGGAAACAGCCGCACUGCAAUGGCUGCACCCAGUUGCGAGACAACUGGAAAUGGGAUACCAACAGGAGAUAAACUCAUAUUGAGGGGCUUGAAAUUUCAUGGUUUCCAUGGGGUAAAGUCUGAAGAAAAAAAACUGGGUCAGAAGUUCUUGGUUGAUGUAGAUGCCUGGAUGGAUCUUCGGAAUGCCGGUAAAUCCGACCUUUUAUCUGAUACCAUUAGCUACACUGAUAUUUACCGUAUAGUGAAGGAAGUUGUGGAAGGGCAAUCUCGUGAUCUUUUGGAAUCAGUGGCUCAAAUUGUUGCAUCAAAAAUCUUUACAAAUCACUCUCAAAUAUCGGCUGUUAGAGUGAAAGUUGGUAAGCCUCAUGUUGCUGUUCACGGUUCUCUUGACUACCUUGGCGUUGAGAUUAUAAGAUAUAGAAGCAUUGAUGCUUCUAAUUGACCAUCAUGUACGUAUAUAUAGACACACAUGCAUGUAUGUAUGCUUGCACAUAUGUAUGCAUGAAUGAGUGUAUGUACGAAUGUAUCAUCUUCAUCAAUGCCUGGUAUGGUCUGGCCCGGCUCUAGGGUUUUUCGUCACUACAUCUUGACAACUGGUGUAUUUGUAUAUUUCUUUUAUAUUAUAAAGUUUGAUAUGCUAAUAA
This is a messenger RNA of Gossypium raimondii (Peruvian cotton), 744 nucleotides long. RefSeq names its product dihydroneopterin aldolase 2. Gene Ontology annotation, molecular function: dihydroneopterin aldolase activity. The record is from RefSeq and is a predicted model, not a curated record. NCBI's taxonomy places the organism in Eukaryota, Viridiplantae, Streptophyta, Magnoliopsida, Malvales, Malvaceae. The transcript has 3 exons. Bases 120 to 542 code for a protein of 140 amino acids. Gene Ontology annotation, cellular component: cytoplasm. Gene Ontology annotation, biological process: folic acid-containing compound metabolic process.